AUGGCACAGCCACAAGAAAUCCGCUGGGAGACGGAUGCAUUACUUGUGGUCUUGUUCAUAGGAACAGACCAGAUCGUACGUUUGAACGAGAUACGUGCUGUUGGCGAAAAACCUGCACCAACAACUCCAAGAUCCAACAGGAAUCCAGAUGCCUCUCUACCGUUGACCGAUGUACGACUUGCAGGUGAAGGCACGAGUGACCACAAAAGUUCAAAGACUCUCGUUUGCGGGACAGUCACAUCUCGUCUCAAGUACAAAGCUCAUCGACAAUACUCGAGCCAUGAGCAGCACACUCUUGAAGUCGAGUCGCAUGACAGUGUUACGAAUUUAACGGUGAUAUCGACCUUUGUCACCUAUACUGGAAUUCCGGUUCUGCGCUCUUUCGCCACAUUGCGCAAUGAUGGGAGAGAAGAUAUUAUCCUAACUCAGGCCACGUCGUUAGUAGCAGGAAUACUGACCGACUCCACUCGUGAAUGGUGGCAUGAGUAUGUGGCAGCCACUGCAACGAACACAUGGUUUCGAGAAGCACAGUGGCACGACCAUGAACUUCCCACGAUAGGCUUGGACACGAUCGGCCUCUAUGAGCUAGAACAAGGACAUCUGGCCACUCACGUCAGCUACUCGGUGUCAAACCGUGGAAGUUUCUCCACCGGGGGUAUGUUGCCUAUGGGGAUGCUCAAACGCAAAGAUGGCAAGGACACAUGGCUGUGGCAGGUCGAGAACAAUGGAUCUUGGCGAUGGGAGAUCGGUGAUUUCAACGACGAUAUCUACGUGGCUAUCACAGGGCCGACAAACUACAACCACGGGUGGAAGGAACUUCUUCGACCGGAGCAAAGCUUCACAACUGUCCCAUGUGCCGUUGUGCACGUCUACGACGGUGACGACGCAGCCUUCGCAGCUCUAACAACAUACAGACGCAAGAUACGACGGAAGCACCCAGACAACGAAACACUCCCCAUCAUCUUCAACGACUACAUGAACUGUCUGAUGGGCGAUCCAGACGAAGAGAAAGUCAAAUCACUCAUCAAACCCGCCAUCACCGCUGGCGCCGAAUACUUCGUCAUCGAUGCUGGCUGGUACGCCGACGAGACGGACUGGUGGGACAGCGUGGGCGACUGGGUGCCAUCGCAGCGCCGCUUCCCCUCGGGCUUCAAAUCCCUGAUAGACACCAUCCGCGCCGCAGGUCUGAUCCCAGGCGUGUGGGUCGAGCCCGAAGUCAUCGGCGUGCGCAGUCCGGCCGCAAAAGCACUCCCGGCCGACGCCUUCUUCCAAGAAAACGGCAAACGCGUCAUCGAAAAGAACCGGUACCAGCUCGACUACAGCUCCAGCGCGGUCCGUGCGAGAAUGGACAAGAUCAUUGACCACCUGAUCACGGAGUACGGGAUCGGGUACUUCAAAUUCGACUACAACAUCGACGUGGCGAACGGCACGGACGCGAAUGCAUUCAGCUCGGGCGCGGGCCUGCUGAAGCACAACCGCGCAUAUCUGGACUGGAUCCAGGGCAUCUUCACGCGGCAUCCGGAGCUGGUGAUCGAGACGUGCUCGAGCGGCGGCCAGCGCCUCGACUACGCCAUGCUGGCCGUCCACCCAAUCCAGUCGACCAGCGACCAGCAAGACCCGGUCCGCUACUCGGUCGUCUCCGCCGCCAUCGCCACGGCCGUCACGCCCGAGCAGAGCGCCUCGUGGGCGUAUCCGCAGCCGGAGUGGACCGAUGAGAUCAACGCCCUCACCGUCGUCAACAGCCUCAUGGGCCGCGUGCACCUGAGUGGAGCGCUGCAUAAGCUCAGCGACGCACAGCUCGACCUGGUCCGCCAGGGCAUGGACGUCUACAAGGGCAUCCGGCAUGAUAUCAAAGACACCACGCCGUUCUGGCCGUUGGGCCUCCCGAAGUGGCAUGACGACUGGCUUUCAGUCGGGUUGAAGGCGCCGUCGUGCUCGUACGUGGCAGUGUGGCGGCGAGGAGGCGACACCUCGUGCUCUCUGCCGAUAUCUAGUGUCAAAAAGGGCUCAGACGUCAAGGUCGACUUCUUGUAUCCCUUGGGCUUUGAGAUCGAGACCUCGUGGGAUGCCGAGAAGGGUUCGCUAGAUGUAAAGCUUCCGUCCACGGUUUGUGCGCGCCUGUUGAGACUCACCGAGUAA
Exophiala bonariae is the source of this 2139-nucleotide messenger RNA. RefSeq lists its product as uncharacterized. Gene Ontology annotation, molecular function: alpha-galactosidase activity. The transcript has a single exon. NCBI's taxonomy places the organism in Eukaryota, Fungi, Ascomycota, Eurotiomycetes, Chaetothyriales, Herpotrichiellaceae. The record is from RefSeq and is a predicted model, not a curated record. Bases 1 to 2139 code for a protein of 712 amino acids. Gene Ontology annotation, biological process: carbohydrate catabolic process.